UAACCCCUCAAAAAAUAUCUCUACAAAAUACAAAGGCUAUUACUAACGUGGGUGCAUCUAAUAACCGGAGCAAUAAAUGAUAGCCGUCCGAUCUAAUGACUAAGUUGUUUUAGAGGAUUACGUGGAUUUCAUCGAAGAUAACGAGACAAGAAAACGUACACCAGCAGCCACGGGUGAUAAAUCGUAACCACAAUAUCUUAUCCCCUGUAGAUCCUACCAUGUGGUGUCUAUUUCUAGUUGAAUAAGAAAGUGAAAGAAAAAAAAACGACGUCGGAUUCAUACAGGCUGGCAGUUUUCACACGCCACAAAAUCCUAUUGUGAAGAAAAUCAAGUACUAAAGUGUGUGAGAGAGAGAGAGAGAGAAAAGAAGAAGAAGAAGAUUAAUUAGGCGAGGAAGAUACAUGGGUAUAGUUUCGGAAGCUCACAACGUCAAGGUUUUAGGUAAUAUUGCCAAUGGUCAACAAAUCAUAGUCCUCGGCCAUGGAUUCGGUACGGACCAAUCAGUAUGGAAGCACCUCGUUCCUCACCUCGUCGAUGAGAACAAAGUGGUCUUGUACGACAACAUGGGAGCUGGAACGACAAACCCCGAUUAUUUCGAUUUCGAAAGAUACGCUACUCUCGAGGGUUACGCUUAUGACCUUAUUUCUAUAAUAGAAGAGAUCCAAAUCCAGUCUUGCAUCUUCGUCGGCCACUCCGUCUCAGGAAUGAUCGCCCUUAUCGCCUCCAUUACUCGCCCAGACCUUUUCUCCAAAAUCCUCAUGAUCGCCUCCUCUCCAAGGUAUUUGAAUGAUGUGGAUUACUAUGGAGGGUUCGAGCAGGAAGAUUUAGACCAACUUUUUGAAGCGAUGAGGGGAAACUACAAAGCGUGGUGUUCUGGGUUCGCACCAUUGGCGGUUGGUGGGGAUAUGGACUUGGUUGCGGUUCAAGAGUUUAGUCGGACCCUUUUCAAUAUGAGGCCCGAUAUAGCGUUGAGCGUGGGCCAGACUAUAUUCCAAAGCGACUUGAGGCAGAUUCUGGGCUUGGUCACUGUUCCAUGUCACAUAAUCCAAAGUAUGAAGGACCUGGCUGUUCCUGUAGUUGUGUCUGAGUACCUACACCAAAACCUGGGGUCCGACUCCAUCGUCGAGGUCAUGUCAACAGAAGGUCACUUGCCCCAGCUCAGCUCCCCAGACAUAGUCAUCCCCGUCUUGCUUCGGCAUAUUCGUUGUGACAUAGCUGUUUGAACCACAAUAACCAUCAUCAUUAAUUACCAAGAUAACAAAUACGCCGUAUCUUAAUUAGUUAUUAUCGGAUUAAUUGGAUUCGUUGAAAAUUUGCAAGGGGAUGACUCCAACUAUAAGUCGAUGGAAAAUUAAGUGUACUUCUGUUCUCGGAUUGAUUAGUACGUACGACGUCGUUUUUAACUCUCUUGUUUUUUGGUCGAUGCAUGUACAACUGUAAAGUCUGUAUUAUUUAAUUGCGUAACAAUAUUUGAUCCGCUUGGUGGCUACUGGUACUUGUUUGACUAUUGUCACAAAGGUCAUAUGUCAAGCGUAAAUGUAAUGUUGACUAUUGAGAGACUUCGUGGGUCAUAUAUCUCGGCCACUAGUUGUCUCUAGAAAGUAGAAAUCGAAUUUCAAUAUUUAUAAUAA
Messenger RNA from Cannabis sativa, 1631 nucleotides. Its product is annotated as probable esterase KAI2. The transcript is spliced from 3 exons. Gene Ontology annotation, biological process: response to karrikin. Lineage: Eukaryota; Viridiplantae; Streptophyta; Magnoliopsida; Rosales; Cannabaceae. The record is from RefSeq and is a predicted model, not a curated record. Bases 402 to 1223 code for a protein of 273 amino acids.